CCACCAUUUGUCUCAAGCAGGUCCUUCCUACACUGCACGUGCCCCUUAUAAAAAGCCACGUAAUUUUGAUGAUGAUGAUGAUAAUACUACUAAAAUACUAGUCUGCCUCAGAUCUGAUGGUCCUCAGCUCAUAGUAGUGGUGUGGGUAUACAAACUCAUCCAAGUUCUAGACAGAGAGAGAUAAAACUCAUUACUCGACAGAGAAAGAGAAGCGCUUUCAGUUUCAGAGUUCAUCUCCGCCACCGUAUCAGUGUAUUUUUGAAUCCGGAAAAACAAGAAAAUGGGAGAGGAGGAAAAGAAGCCAGCUGCAGAAGAAACGAAAGUGGAGGAAAACAAACCAGAGGAAGCAAAGAAACCGGAAGAAGGAGACAAAGCUGAAAAGAAAGAAGAAAAGCCAGCAGAAGAAAAGAAAGAAGAGAAAAAACCAGAAGAUUCAAAAGAAUCCAAGGAUGAACCUCCUCCACCUCCACAAGAAAUUGUUCUCAAGGUUUACAUGCACUGCGAGGGUUGUGCUCGGAAGGUUCGCAGAUGCUUAAAGGGCUUUGAUGGGGUUGAAGAUGUAAUUACUGAUUGCAAAACUAGUAAGGUUAUUGUGAAGGGAGAGAAGGCAGCCGCGGAUCCAUUGAAGGUUCUAGCCAGAGUUCAGAGGAAAAGCCAUAGGCAAGUCGAGCUCAUCUCUCCGAUCCCAAAACCGCCAUCUGAACAGGAGGAGAAGGCGGCUGAAGAGAAAGAGAAGCCCAAGCCUGAAGAGAAAAAAGAAGAGCCUCCAGUGAUCAUAGUUGUCCUACAGGUUCACAUGCAUUGUGAAGCUUGUGCAAUGGAAAUCAAGAAACGGAUACAAAGAAUGAAAGGUGUUGAAUCAGCUGAGCCAGAUCUAAAAAGCUCACAGGUAACAGUAAAGGGAGUUUUUGAUCCUCCGAUACUUGUCGAUUAUGUGUACAAAAGAACAGGCAAGCAUGCAGUAAUAGUGAAGGCAGAACCGGAGAAAAAAGAAGAGAAAGGAAAGGAAUCCAAAGAAGAGAAAAAAGAGGAGGAAGGUGACAAAGAAAAGAAAGGCGGUGAACAGGAGGAGAAUAAAGAAAAUAAAGAAAGUAAAGAAGGUGGCGGCGGGGGUGAAGGGGAAGCAAAACCAGAGGCGGCAGCGGAAGCGCCACCCGCAGAAGAAAGUACAGUUGUAGAGCUGAAGAAAAAUGAAUAUUACUAUUUCCCACCAAGACCGUAUGCCAUGGAAUUGUAUGCAUACCCUCCUCAGAUCUUUAGCGACGAGAACCCCAAUGCAUGUUCUGUUAUGUAAAAAGUUAAUGAAAUCAGGGGCAAAUAUGAGAUUUUAGGGGAAAAUAUGCUCAUAACCCGCCCAUUCUGGACUCUCUGAUGUGCUGCUCCCUCUUUUGUACUUCCUGCUCAGUAUAAUCUACAGAUAAGCUGUAGAAUUUUGUGAUGUAUUCUUCUUUUUUUUUUUUACCUUUCUUUUUCUAUUCCCAAAAAAAA
Molecule: messenger RNA, 1488 nt
Organism: Jatropha curcas
Lineage: Eukaryota; Viridiplantae; Streptophyta; Magnoliopsida; Malpighiales; Euphorbiaceae
Product: heavy metal-associated isoprenylated plant protein 7
Molecular function (GO): metal ion binding
Source: RefSeq, a predicted model, not a curated record